Ambispora gerdemannii is the source of this 342-nucleotide messenger RNA. The record is from the annotation of a GenBank genome assembly. NCBI's taxonomy places the organism in Eukaryota, Fungi, Glomeromycota, Glomeromycetes, Archaeosporales, Ambisporaceae.
GAUUCUAUUGAUACUACUAGGAUUUUAUCGAAGCUUAAAAGAAUAUUCAAUCAAUCGUCUAAGAGGCAGAAUUUGACUAUAUUUGCUAUUAACAUCGCAGGCGAUAAUAUAGAACUUUAUGCUAUGCGUAGAGAGUCGGGUAUUUACAAGUACUGUCUAAUAGAGGAAGCAACAAUUCCGUUACAUAUGACUUCGCCAAGUGCUGUAUACCCACUUAUACAUGCUUUGAUGACUCUGAGAACAGCCGUCGCAUGUACAAUCCAUAAGAUAUUAUAUAAUUCUGAUUCUGGGGAUAGUGAGCAUAGUUCUGGUGAAAUGACAACAACCGUACCGACUCCUUAG